This is a messenger RNA of Gloeophyllum trabeum ATCC 11539, 1487 nucleotides long. RefSeq names its product eukaryotic translation initiation factor 3, subunit 6. The transcript is spliced from 5 exons. The record is from RefSeq and is a predicted model, not a curated record. Gene Ontology annotation, molecular function: translation initiation factor activity. The coding region runs from base 44 to 1366 and encodes 440 amino acids. Gene Ontology annotation, cellular component: cytoplasm; eukaryotic translation initiation factor 3 complex; nucleus. Gene Ontology annotation, biological process: translational initiation. NCBI's taxonomy places the organism in Eukaryota, Fungi, Basidiomycota, Agaricomycetes, Gloeophyllales, Gloeophyllaceae.
CGUAUUGACCCAAAUUUCCUGUACCGGGCGUUCACAAACUAAGAUGGCGGAAUACGACCUCACCAACACAAUCGUCCCCUACCUCGACCGCCAUCUUGCAUUUCCUCUCCUAACUCACCUCGUCGAGACCGGCUUGUUCCCCCCAGAAGAUGUCGCCGCAGCCCAGUAUGAGCUCGCGAAGGGAACGAACAUGGUGGACUAUGCCGUCAGUUUGUUCCAGCAGUUACAUCCGGACGAGGAGGUUCCAGCAGAAUUCGCGCAGAAGAGGGAAAACGCCGUGUCCACGAACGAGCGCCUGCAACAAGAGGCUCAGGCUGUCCUGGACGUGAUCGAGAACCCGGAAGUCGCCCAAGCACUGCGACAAGACAAAAUGCAGAACCUGCAAUACUUAAAAGAACACUACAACGUCACCCUCGAGCAAAUCCGUGCCCUCUACAACUUCGGCCAGUUCCAAUACACCUACGGCAACUACUCCGGCGCCGCCGACUACCUCUACCACUUCCGCGUGCUCUCCACCGACACCGACCUGAACACCUCCGCGAGCUGGGGCAAGCUCGCGUGCGACAUCCUCACAGGCAAGUGGGACGUCGCGCUCGAGGAGCUCAACACGCUCCGCGAGUCGAUCGACGCGCGCCCGAGCGAGCUCCUCCAGCUGCACAGCCGCACGUGGCUCCUGCACUGGAGCCUCUUCGUGUACUUCAACCACCCGCAGGGACGCUCGCUGUUGCUUGAGAUCUUCCUCAGCCCGAAUUAUUUGAAUACGAUACAGACGAGUUGUCCGUGGGUGUUGAGGUACCUCGCCGCGGCGGCGGUGCUCUCGCGCAAGACGUCCGGCCAGAGCAGCUCCGGGCGCGUACGGCAUGCGAUUAAGGAGGUCGUGAAGGUGAUACAGAUGGAGGAGUACCAGUACCAGGAUCCCGUCACGAAGUUCCUGAAGGAGCUGUACGUCGAGUUCGACUUCGAGGCGGCGCAGCGCGAGCUCGGGCUCGCGGAGAAGGUGAUCGGCGACGAUUUCUUCCUGAACGAGUUCAGGGAGGACUUCCUCGACAAUGCCCGGUACUUGAUCAGCGAGGCGUACUGCCGGAUCCAUCACCGGAUCGACAUUGGCGACCUGUCGGAGCGCCUCAACCUCUCGCGCGACGAGGGCGAGAAAUGGAUCGUCAACCUCAUCCGCGAGACGCGCAUGGGCGCCGACGCGCGUAUCGACCUCGAGAAGAACGUCAUCGAGAUCAACCGCCACCCCCUCCCGAUCUACCAGUCCAUCAUCGAGAAGACGCGGGGGCUCGCGUUCCGCACGCAGGCGCUCGGCGUCGCGAUGGCGCGCGCGGCGCAGCCGCCCGUGCCUGUCGUCGAGGAGGCACGGUGAGGUGGUGGGGCGGGAGGGAAGUGGAGGGGACGGUACAUGUGCUCUUGCUUGUGUAUCAUAGGAUGUGCUGGUUUGUGUUGUACUGAUAUUCAUGCAAAACUGGCCCUUGGGCUGUGCCGAC